GUCUCAAGACAGGGGUUUGUCGAUGACAUGUAGACUCCAUGGGCAUCCGCGAGAAUGCGAAGGAGCUUGCAGACGAGAUAACGCCAUUCGCCAGGACCCUUCUGGGAUGUACGGCUUGUGGCCUUUGCCUCGCGCUGGCUUUGGCCAUUGCUUUUGGCUGCUAUUUGGACCUCACCUUGCAGGGCAUCCGAGAGAUCUGGGAAAGAGCUGAUUGCUCUGUCUUGGGCCCGGGAAGAAUUACGACCCUUGCCACCACCUGCAAGGAAGCGCAGGGUAAUGCUUGUGCCAGGUUGGGAGAGUUUGAGAAUGUGCUCUCCAGCGUCUUUGUAUCCUAUUGCCGCGGGCCUGCGGAUGGGGCCAGAUGCUUCGAGGUGCAGGCAGACAAAUGCGGCCUCAGCUCUCCCAUCGACUUGGCGCAGGCUGGCCAGUAUCAGGAGAUGACGAAUACCAGCGUAGCGAUUCCGUGUUGGUACAAUCGCCUGCAAGAACAGACACAGGAAACCACAGAGGAGGAGGCCACGCAAAGUUCGUGUGAUGCCUCCGGCUGCUCCUUCUACAAAACUUCCAAGGCGAGGUACACUGUGCGCCUGAACGAGGAGCCAUGCGCCACUCCUCGUGCCAAAGGCAGCGUGGGUGUGACCGUGGUGUUGGGCAUGCUGGUUUGCGGUGCUUGUCUCUGCAGCGUUGGCUGUGCAUUCCGCUCCAGGCGGGAGCUGCUGACGGACUAUGAAGACGAAUUCACCGAGACCUGAGACCUGAGACCUGAGAGCUUUGAACCGAUUUGAUUUGCGUGAGGCGCAA
Effrenium voratum is the source of this 801-nucleotide messenger RNA. NCBI's taxonomy places the organism in Eukaryota, Dinophyceae, Suessiales, Symbiodiniaceae. The record is from the annotation of a GenBank genome assembly.